Molecule: messenger RNA, 2811 nt
Organism: Lates calcarifer (barramundi perch)
Lineage: Eukaryota; Metazoa; Chordata; Actinopteri; Centropomidae
Product: protein FAM151A-like
Exons: 13
Coding region: 82-1899 (605 amino acids)
Source: RefSeq, a predicted model, not a curated record
CUGUCUCUCUGCCCGUGCGUGUCGUUCUGUAGCUAUUUUUCUGAGACUACCACAGACAAUACAAGCACCUGACAGAAGAGGAUGGGAGAGGGAGAGGACAAUCAGAGAGUGGAAAGGAUUGAAAGAGGCACAGAAGAAAGGAUGAGGCCACAUUCUAAUCAUCAAGGUUUGAGUUCAGGACCAAAGAGAGAUCAAGACCUUUAUCUGGGUUGUCUAACAAAACAACACCUGAUAAUGAUAUCUGUGGCUGUUGGACUUGUUGUCCUGCUGAUUAUCAUCAUUGUCCCAGCUGUGGUGCUCACCAAGAAGCCAGCUCCUCCUCCUGCUGUUUCUACUGGUGAAGACAUGCUGGACUUCCUACUUCAGUCUGGUGAUAUUAGCAAACUUGAUGGUCUGUUGGCUACCUGGCAUCACAGAGCUAACAGCAAGGAGGAAAUGAACAAGGCUUUAGCAAGUGAUGCCAUGAUCUUGGAGGCUGAUGUCACCCUGGAGGGUUAUGGAACACCCAGUGAAAAGCCCAUCCCUAUCAUGGCCCACCCUCCUGACAUCUAUAGUGACAACACUCUGGACCAAUGGUUGGAUGCAGUGUUGACCUCAAGAAAAGGCAUGAAGUUGGAUUUUAAGUCUCUGGAAUCAGUGGGUUUGUCAUUAGACCUGCUUAGUCAAAAGAACAGCAGCAGAGGAAUAAACCGGCCUGUGUGGCUUAAUGCAGACAUCCUACGAGGUCCCAAUGUGCCAGACUUUGUGCCUCCAGUUAAUGGAACCAGAUUUCUGCAGUUGAUUCAGGAAAAGUUCUCAGAUGUGACUUUGUCUCCUGGAUGGAAGGUAGCCUAUGCGCCCCCACUUUUCACUGAGACCUACACCAGGACCAUGGUAGAAAACAUGUAUGAUAUGAUCAAAGAUGUCCCACAAAGGGUGACGUUCCCAGUCCAUGCCCUGUUGGUCCGCAGUGGCUGGCAGCACAUUAGCUGGCUCCUCAGCCAGUCAUCGCGUUUCAGUCUGACCUUGUGGCAGGGUUCAGUUCAUCCAAACAUUGUUGAUCUACUGUUUGUUCGAGACAACAGCCACCCUGCCAGAGUCUACUAUGAUAUAUAUGAACCAACACUGUCUGCCUUUAAAGAAGCUGCAAGGCAGCAGGGCCGUCUGAGAAGAUUCUACCCUGGAGGAGAUCUGAUGGACUUCCUCCAUCCAACUCACAACUCAGACCCUAACUUCCUGUCCACAGUCACACAUGGAAACAGCCUGGCUGUCCGCUGGUUUACAGUCACCGACCAGACCUCUCUGCUGGCUCAGCUCUCAGAUGGUACUGGUGGUAUGUUGGUGGUCCAGGUGGCUUCUGACAGCAGGCGACCAGGAGUCCCCUUAGUGCAAGGUUCUGAAAAGAGCUCAGAGCCCCAAACCCUGCAGGAUGUCCUGCAGCUGCUUGGGCAGAGGGCUGAUGUACCCUGGGGUGUUUAUCUUCAAGUCCACACUGUGCAGCUUCUGGAGGCUUCUCUCACUCUGCUGCAUUCAGCCUACAGCAGAGAGAAGCUCUACAGGCCUGUCUGGGUCAGCAUGGAGGGUUUACAGAGCAGAGACAACACAAAGGAAUAUGUAUCCACAGUAGAGAAGCUGUUCCCAUACAUCACCCUCGUCCUGAAAGAGAAGAACUGGCCUCCUCAGAUCCCAGCAACAGUGACAGGCUUGUCUCAGAGGGUGGCUCUGCACCUGAAUGCAGCAUCACUGCCAAAGGGAAAGGAGGAGCUUCACUCUCUGAUGGGAAUGAUGAACAGAUAUGACCUUAUAGUGGAGGAGGACACAAAGAGCAGUGCUGAGGUUUUCACAGUCUUGAAAGGACUUCUGAGCCAGCGUAGAGGAGGAGCAAACACAAACCUGUAUGUGAUAUCUGACCAGUCCUAACCGAGGAUAUGGACACAAACCAAGAAUUUUACAACUCAAACAGGAUAUGUGUUCCACAGUUUCCUCUUGAGUGUGAACAGGCAUAUAUCUCUAUGAGUGACAGCAGCACUGCAGCAUCAUAGUUCAUUUUUACAGUGCAACAUUCACAGUGUUAGAGUCAAUCAGAGCUUGGCCAUACUGAAAGACUAAUAUCGUGAUAUCAGCUGAUGUUAUUUCCAGAAUUGUAUAGUUGUCUUUUUUUAUUUCAUGACAGGAAUUUUAAUUUGAAAAUUCCCAAAAUGUUCAGAUUUUAUCGUCAGCUCUUUAUAAAAUGUUGCCAUCAAGUAGACUCCAAGAUAAAGUGCUGUAACUCAGCUGAGUGAUUAUAUUCUAUUAUGAAAUUGACAUUUGUAUUCUGAAUGGAAGAACACAGAGCAAACACAUUUUGUUAAAAAUAUUUUAUUAAAGUCCUAUGAAGCAUUCAGUGAGACAUCAAUGUUUUUAUCAAAAAGAAAGAAGAUACCUUGUGCUAACUGCAGUCAGCAAAUGGAGAAAAUUCAUUCAUCACUUAAUGCCACUGUUAGUGUUUCUUAACAUAAACUCAACAUUUCCCUCUAACCCAACACUGAGAUAUACAGUUAGACCAGCAUUUACCUUAGAUUAAUGAGAGUGCAAAACAGAUGAGCUGAUCCUGGAAGAUACACAUCAAAGUUUUAUUUGAGUCCAAAUGGAAUAAUUAAUAUUUAAUAAGACUUCAUUUUGAAAUCAUCCUUUACUCACUUUAUUGUGAUAUUUUCUAACUGCUCUGUUCUAAUGUGAUCUAUUCUUAAGCCUGUUAAAAAAAAAAAAAGUUUAACAUUUUUCAUGUAAAUAUCGUCUUGUGUUCACUCUGAACACUUGUGACAGUAUUAAUCAUACCUUGUACAAACAGCA